Molecule: messenger RNA, 1014 nt
Organism: Schistosoma bovis
Lineage: Eukaryota; Metazoa; Platyhelminthes; Trematoda; Strigeidida; Schistosomatidae
Source: the annotation of a GenBank genome assembly
GUAUGUGGGUUCACGACUGAAUAACUCGAAUGAUUCAAUUGUAUGAGAACUAAGUUACAAAACUAAUUUACAAAUUUCUUUAUGAAACACUCAACUAUUUUAUAUUGUAGUUGUACACAACUGGCUUUUAUUACUUUCGUAACUAUAUAGUAGUCGACAAAUUUUUUUUACAUCAAAUGUCUUACAUUUUUUUACAAACCAAGCGAAAACGAUUGUAACGGGAAUGUAUUUUUUCAUCUUAUUGAACUGUCCCGUAUUCAAAUAAAAUUACUUUCAUUUCUUUAAACUAUACUAGAAGGACUUUUCUCAUUCAAGUAGAGCGAAAUGCGCCCCCAUUUUGUAAUGUUGUUAAGUUACUGAAUAAUAGAAUAGUAUAUCGCUACCAUUGUGCCUGUAGAAAUAGAAAGUUUUCAAUAUGGUAAGUUACAUGUCUAUAUAAAUUAUAUAAAAGUGUACUACAUUUCCUUAACAUAUAGGACUAUAUAAUUCCAACUUAUCAAUACAUAUACCCAAGUCUUUAAAAACAUUUUCACAUUGUAUAAGAAAUAAAUUAUAACAAAAAAAUAUUAUGAUCAACCACAGUUGUUUCUUAAUUUUAUUAACCUUAACAUGGUAUUGGAAAUUAGAUGCUUUUACAGGUCGUUGUAAACUUGAAGGAGAAAAUUGUACCAAAACAAUAUUUUCACCAUGUUGUGCAAAUUCCACAUGUCAACUACAUGGAUUAUUUAAAGGAGUUUGUGUAAAAUGUUUACCUGAGAAACAUUUGUGCUUAUCCAGUAGUGAAUGUUGUACAAAAUUAUGUAGUUGGUUUCGAUGUAUAAUGACAAAUUAGAUAUAAACUGAUUCAUUCAUUCACAAUUGAUGAAUAUUCUUAUACAAGUAAAUUGACUAGUAAUCUACCAAAAAAUAUAUAAGUUUAAAUGUUCUUAAAACUUGUUUAACCACAAUGAGUUCAUUUAUGGUUAUUUGACACUUAAAAACACACUGUAAUAAUAAUAAUAAUAAAUGUUUAAG